ACUCACUGCUCACGCGUCCAUGUGUAGCUACAUAGUUAUCUAUGUACAUCCACACUCGGGCAUUUUCCUCCUGCUUAAUGAGGACUUGACUCGGGAGCGAGUGUGAAUCAUUGCCGGGCUGGGAAAGGAGGAAGGCGGAUUUAACCCCCUCCCACCCCGCUCCAUGUCCGUGUGUCACUCGGCUCGGUCCACCUGGCGCGGCAGGUCCUGGAGCUGCUGCUGCUGCUGCUGCUGACGACGACGACGACGACGACGGGGGCUGCUGCUGCCGUCCCGGGAGUUCCCUCCGGCUCCGGCCACACUGCUUCUGGGGGUUGUUCCUCUUCGCACAGAACCUCGGCCCGGCGGCACUUUGACUCCGAAAUAACUUAUUAUUUUCGUUAAGGUUGAUUUCUGUGGCUUGAAGACUUCUGCUCUUUUUUGUUUGUUGUUGUUGUUGUAUUUUUUUGCGUACACAUCUGGGUAUAUAUCAACCGGCAAGAUGUCCAGUAAUGUCCCGGCGGAUAUGAUAAAUUUGCGCCUCAUCUUGGUAAGCGGGAAAACAAAAGAGUUCCUGUUUUCUCCUAAUGAUUCUGCUUCUGACAUUGCAAAGCAUGUGUAUGACAACUGGCCAAUGGACUGGGAAGAAGAGCAGGUCAGCAGUCCAAACAUUCUACGACUUAUUUAUCAAGGAAGAUUUCUGCAUGGAAAUGUCACAUUAGGAGCGUUAAAACUUCCUUUUGGCAAAACAACAGUGAUGCAUUUGGUGGCCAGAGAGACACUGCCGGAGCCAAACUCGCAAGGUCAGAGGAAUCGGGAAAAGACUGGAGAGAGUAAUUGUUGUGUAAUCCUGUAAACACUGUUUGCUAAGUGAUGUGAUGUAGUUUUUGUCUUUCAUGCUGCUGGCACAGAAGAGACCCAACAUUACUUCAGAAACCUUUAGGAAGAGUCUGCCUGUAAAUCCACGGAACUGAAUUAUCACAUGAACUCUGUCGUCUUUUCUCAUGAAAGUAAAAAGAACCGAGCAUUUUUCACUAUGAUUUUUUAUUUCUAGUAUUUUUGUUUAUGUUGAGCAGUUUUAAAAUGUAUUGGUUUUUGAAUGCAGUCAAUCUCCAGGGGAAAAGUUAACAAGUUAUCUUUCAUAGCAGAAACCAUUUUGCUGCCACAAAAAUUUUCAUCACCAGGACCAACAAAUAAGGUGUUCCAAAUACAGUUUGCACUAAAAAAGAUUGACAUUAUUUUCUUCAUCAGCAGAAUUUAUAACAUGGUUUAUGGUACCUAGAAAUACUCAUAUAUACUAUUCCACACUGGAAAACACUUAGCAAUUAAUGAAGUCAAUUACUGGGCCAAAUGGAGAGGAAAAAAUGGAAAAGAAACUAAAAUGUUGGGUGAAUUCUACCAAAGUCAGCCAUGGUGGCUGCACUGGCACAGAAUACUAAACUGAGUGUGACCAUUUUCCCUGCAACAAAUGAAAAAAGAAAAUGUGCCUGUUGUUUAAAACACUCAGUAGAGGGCUGAUGAAACGAAUUGUUUUUCCUUUAACACGUGCACUCUCGAGUCUGCAGUAACUGAGUGCUUGUCACACAGCACAAGGGAUGAGAGUGCGUUUCCUAGCCUUAAUAUGGGAGGGGUCAAUUCCAGUCACUCAUAGACUUCCAUUAUUCUGCAGAAAUAUUAGAAAACCUCAUUUACUGAUCAAGGUUAUGUAUUUGAAUAUCAGCAAGUUGAAUUUUUUCAUAAUUAUUGCUCAUUGGUAACUGUGUCCAGUGUCACGUUUACUCAUUAGAGUUCAGAUGAAUUCUUAAAAUUAAAAAAUUUCCAUAGUAACUAAUUUUGUUUCUUUAUGUAGUUUGCAUUUGGUAUUAGUGCUUGCAAUUGUAUUAAAAUCAAAAGCUGAUUUUUGAAGGCAUACACGAUUAAGGAUGCCAUUCUUUUGUUUUGUACCAAUAAUUUAAAAAUUGAUAUGCUAAAACAAUUUGCACAGCACUAUAGCAUGACCUAGUUUCAUCUAAACCUGUAAAAAUAUAAAAGAUUUUAUAUUUUUUCACUGGGAAGAAAUUCUUCCUGGAUGAAAUUACAAAUAUGUGUAGAAUAUAUUUAAUAAAAAACUUAUAAAAUACCUAACUGUAGAACUUUAAAAUAUAGAUUGGCGUAUAGUAUAUAGAACAAUAUUCCAUAUAAAUACCUUUAGCCUUUAUAAAAAUGAAGUUGCAGGCUGACGUUAUGUUCUGUACUUUAAUAAGCGUCCAUGGCCCUUACAAACGUUAAGUGUAAAUGGUUUCAAAUGGUCAGCUUUGUUUAAGGUAAUCAGAUUAUUUUAUUCGUUGUUAAUGCUUUGAUGAAAAGGCUUUAUAUGCAGUAGAUCUACGAAAAUAUUGUUCAUACUGAUCAGAAUUAAAUUUGUAUAGAGCAGAGUUUUAAAAUGAAUGUAAAUAGCACUAAACAUUUUCUUUCUGCAACCUGUACUUAUAGAUUCUUUCUGGAAACAAAAUUAAAAAAACAUCGUAGUGCAUUUCGGCGGUAAUUUUAAAGGUCUUGAUUAGGUCGAUAAUUGUUUAAGACUGUCUUAUCCAUGUUAAAAUUGUUUUAUACUUUUAUUUCUGAAUCUUUUAAAAAUUUGUUUAAUUAACAUUCUAUUGUUAGUUUCGGGAGUAUUCACAAUGUCUCUUUGAUAUUUAACCUGGUUAAUUUGUGCACAGUGAUAACAAUGAAUAGAAUUAUGUAGUCUCUGUUAUCACUAAAAUGUUAUAUUCAAGAGAUGUUAAAUAUUUAUAUGCUUUGUUGACUAGCUCAAAUGUGAAUUCUGUUAGUGUUGACUAAAGAAGAAUCUGGUAGUUACUCAAUUGGACAAUUAAGCCAUUUAUGGCUCUAUUCUUCUUUUGUAAAGCACAUUACUGGUAAUUAUUUCUAAUACCUAUUUUAAUUCUAAUUACUCUUCUGUCUUUCCAAAGUUAAAAUUAUCAGUUAAUUAUGAUUGAAUUUUUAUGGUAGUUAAAAAUAUUCUCUAUUGGUUUUCAAUAUGUUUUUCUGUGUGUUCUCACAUUAUAAAUUUCCCUUUCACAAGACCUCAAUUUAGAGUUUGCAAAAUGGAUAAACUGGUUCAUUAGUAGAGAAAGAAUUGUCAUUUAAUACCUAAUAUCAUUGUUAUACAACAUGAAAAAAAGAAUAAAAAGUAGCAGUAAAAUUAUAUACUGAAAACACCAAAAAUUUAGAUGCCUUAAUAGUAUAUAUGUGAAAAUACUCAACUAUCCCUUUUAAAAUAGUUCCUUGGACUGCCCGGUGGUUAAAAUAUGGUUGAUCAGAUCCAAGGCUACUAGUGAAGAUCCCUCUGCCAGCAGUCACAGCUCCCUCACCACAGGAAGCUGCCUGGAUCCAGCACCGGGAGUAAAGCCUGAGUCACGGGCCUGUGACCCUGCCUGGCGCUUGGUGUCCAGCUCACCUCUUUUAUCUAAAUUAUCCUAGACUUUGUUAAGUGUUCUGGACAAGGCAAAGCUUUUCUUCUUUAUUAAAAGCUCAGCAUGUCUCCUUGACCUGAAUUAUUUGCUUUCUCUUCAAGAUAAGUUGUAUCUCAUCCUGUCGUGAAAAAUAUAGUAUCUAACGUCGUCAUUCACAUUAAAUGAGUUUUUCUCGUAACAUUUAUCCUUAGUUUUAUGUCAUCUUGACCAAUGUUACAGUAAUUUCUGUUAGCUGAUUGUGGUAAACAAUGUUUAAUGUGAAAAGAAAUUAAAACUUUCUUCGUCUGUUGUA
Molecule: messenger RNA, 3726 nt
Organism: Ceratotherium simum simum (southern white rhinoceros)
Lineage: Eukaryota; Metazoa; Chordata; Mammalia; Perissodactyla; Rhinocerotidae
Gene: UBL3
Product: ubiquitin like 3
Molecular function (GO): protein binding
Source: RefSeq, a predicted model, not a curated record